Messenger RNA from Xyrichtys novacula (pearly razorfish), 348 nucleotides. NCBI's taxonomy places the organism in Eukaryota, Metazoa, Chordata, Actinopteri, Labriformes, Labridae. The record is from the annotation of a GenBank genome assembly.
AUGCCGGCAGCAAGUACUCAGAUCAGUCAGACAGAGCCAGUUAAUAGAUCUGUAGAGAUGCUGAGGGCAGAAAUGAGGGUAGAGGAUGGACAGAGUCAGUGGAAAAGUGAGAGGAAGGAGAGGAAGGAGGAAGCUAGCAGAGAAAGCGAGACAGUGAGACUGGCCAUUAUAAAUCAUAUCCGCUGUUGGCGCCAGCAAUGUAUCCUAGCAACCAGACAGACCCUCCGCCUCUCCACCAUCCUCAUUCUAUCUUCAGCUAAGAGCUUAGUUGCUCUUAAUACCCAUACUGCACUGGGUCAUGGCCCAAAAACUCAUGGCACGGUGCGGUUUGUGCGUACAGCCAACUAA